UUCGACAUCAUGACAAUCGUUGACUAAGUGUUGUGCUUAUUAUUUUAUAUCUUAUAUUUUAUUUGAAUUUUGAACUGUAAUUUUUAAAUUUGAUUUUUGAGUUAUGGAAUUUAUUAAAUCUAAUAAAUAUAAACUUUUACUCGUGUAUAAUAGUUACACUUAUAGAAAAGAAAAAAUGUACAAGGAAUCGAAGUAUUGGAAAUGUAUAGAUAUGCAAUGUAAAAGUCGAUUAACAAUUACAAUUGAUAAUACAAUUAAAAAAGAGUCUUCAGAGCAUAACCACGUUCCAGAUAUAUGCAAGUUAGAAGUAAAAAAAGAAGUCGAGAGAAUGAAAUCCCAAGCACUAGAUAACCCUCAACAAAUAGUCGCUUCAUCGCAAUUAAAUCUAGUGAUAUCAGAAAUAGCAGACCAUUACCAGAGAUCUAUCAGUGAAAUGGUAAAUGAAUCAACAUUACAAUCCAUACUAAGCACAGUGGACAAAUAUUGUAUUUUUUACAAUAUAAUCGGUAUUAAUAAUCUAAAUCUAAAAAUGCAUUAUUUAGAUCUAUUUAAUAAGGCUAUUAUUAGGGUAGUAAAUCACCCGCAAUUCUUUGCAUAAAAUUAAGACUAUUUCGGGUGACAAUGAAACUUUCUUUAAAAAAACAGUUUUAUAAUGAAACAGUAAAGAUUUUUUUUUUUUUAUUAUUAAUUUUAAUUUAUGUACUAUUUAGUACCAUUAUCCAUAAUAUCCAGUAUAAAAACAUUAAACAUUACAUAUUUACAAUGGAGCAAAAAUUAAUUGUUAAAUUAAAAUACAUUACCUAAUUAAGAAUCAUUUUUGUAAAAAAAAUACAAUUAACAAUAAAAUAUAUGUAUGUACAUUGUA
Molecule: messenger RNA, 865 nt
Organism: Rhopalosiphum padi (bird cherry-oat aphid)
Lineage: Eukaryota; Metazoa; Arthropoda; Insecta; Hemiptera; Aphididae
Product: FLYWCH-type zinc finger-containing protein 1-like
Exons: 3
Coding region: 104-598 (164 amino acids)
Source: RefSeq, a predicted model, not a curated record